CUCUGUCUCUCUCUCACACACACACACGCUUCUUUCUCCGAAAGCUCAGCUGAGUUUGCGCUGGAGGAAGUUAACGAGUGCCGUUGGAUGAGCUUGCGAUACCGCUAGGAAGUGGAAGUUCCGCCUUGUUGUGCAGCGAGCGUGUGUGUGUGUGUGUGUGUGUGUGUGUGUGAGAAAAUGUGUGUGGCGCGCUGGAGAGCCCAGUCCUGCUCGGCGCUCUCGUCGUCCCGUGUGAGCAGCAGUGAGCCUCAGGGAUCAUCACUCUAAGAGCCUCGGGAGUCAGUCCGUUUCCAAGAAACAACAACACAUCGAGUCGGCGAUUGACUGCAACUGAGACUGAUCUGUGCUGAAAAAUAAAUACAGUAAAAAAAAAAGUCACAGGGUGAUGUUCCAGAGUAAAACAGAAUGGCGACACUUGGUAGUAGGAAGAGGACAGCUGUAGCAUUGCCAGACUUAAACACCAGAGGAAAGGGCACUCUGAAGAACUUCACAAUUCCUCGGAAGAGAAGGGCUACUGGAACAUGUUCAACUUUCCUUGAACCCUGUUCCAAAGAAAGUAGGGAAUUUAGCUUUAUUCUGUCAACUCUAAAUGAUUCCAGAUUGGACCCAAACAAGUACAUAUUUUUGUCUUCGGACUGCCAGCAAGUGAAACUAAUACACAAUGAACAACUUUUGAAGGAGUUUUCUGAGAAAAGGUCUGAGAUGCGUUCAAAGGGCAGGAAUCUCAGGGAAAUGGAGGAAAAGUUCUGUUUUUUAGUUGAAUCUGCUGCAGCCACAGACCAUCUUUGUGAACAAGGACUAAGAGUGGACAAAAAGGCCCAGCAUACCCUUGGCAAUCCAGUGCAUGGGGUCUGUUUGUACAGACAUGUUGAUGUGGCCCUGAAAAACUCCACCAACAGGAAUAUUAUUAUUUUCAAGGUAAUCUUUGGCAAGGUGAAACGAGUGCCGAUAAAUUUGGGGAAAAAUGCCAUGAUGGACCCAGUGAUACAUUCUGACUGCUACAUUUCUAAAGACCCAGCUGGACCCAAGGACAGCCUUUUACAACAGGCCUCAAGCUCCUCUGUGUAUUUUUUUGAUUACGAUGAAAACCAAGAGCUCAACACAAGACCCAGGCAGUGCUUGCCAUAUGCAGUGGUUAUAGUUGCUUCUAACGGAAAUGCAUUUUCUGCAGUCUCCAGUAGCAACCUAGUUUUGCCUAUGAAGAUGCCAUCUGUAGAAAUGUCAUCAGGUUCUUCCAAAUCUUUGAAAACCUGCACAGUGGCUGAAAGAUGGGGUAGAGGACAGAAUGCAACAGUGACAUUUAGACAGUUUGGAGGACUGGAAAAUGUCAUGCAUGACCUUGGGUACAACUCUCCUAAGUUUGAAAUAGCUUCCCCUUUUCAAAGAGUGGAGCAAAUGAAUACACAUCAAACCAGAUUGCCCACAAUGCUUCAGAAUGGAAGAGAUCUUCAUCUACAGCAAACUUUUGAUUACUAUGCUCUCCAACAGCAGUGGACACCUAAAGCUCAGCUCGAAGGACACUUCUCUGCUUCAGCUCCGUUUACAGAAGGAAACAUACUUCCUGGUGGGCCCACUUCUAAUACAAUUAAUAGCAUUCUAGACAUUUCUGGCUCAAGCAUUGACACUCAUAAUAGUAUGUACGUGAGCCGAAAUACAAAACUUCCAAGUUCUGAUUUAUCCAUAGCUGUGGCAGUGAGUAAUGUUUCCACUACAGUUUUCAAUUCUCGAGUUGUGAGAGACCCAAGACUGUUCAGGCAGGAAAGUAGCAACUUUUCGCAGACUUCUGCUGUGGGUAUACAGCAGGAUAUGCCAACAGGCCAGAUAAGGCAUAACUCUGGGCUAGAAAUCAACUGUAGCAAUUUUGCCCAGGCAUGGGCUCUAAAAACACCUGAAUAUGGAUACCUAAAAACGGGACAGCAACAGGUAAUGCAUACACUGCUGCCUGGCACUGAUUUCAUUGACCAAACAAAUAAUUCCUUUAAGAGUAAUUCCGGUCCUGAGCAAUCUGCAUUGUUGGCAGUACUCUCUAAGCACCCAGGUAAUACUUCAGAAGAUAUAGAAUGCAACAGUGUCAAUGACAGAGAAAGCAGCAGCUCCUCUCUAGACAUUAAAGAAAUGGAUGAACAUCGAAAAAAGAAUGAAGAAAAAAUACCAGAAAAGAGUGCUCAUGAGGCUGUUGCUGUUGCGAUUGAGCAUGGCAGUGUUGUGUCUAAUGCAGGAAGUCAGACCCUCAUUGACAAACUCUUUUCUCAGGAUGAUCACAAACAAUACAUAGAUAAACAAAACACUGAUCUGCAGUUUAUUCAGCUUAUGUCAUAUAGUGGAAAAGAGGAUGCACAGAUCCACGACAUCCAUGAGAAAUCCUCUGACCUGAAGAUAUCACACCUGAAAACAGGAAAAGAUAGCCUUUCGAAAGAGGUAACCUCUUUUUUAAGAUCAGGAAAAGUUAGUAAAAAUGCUGAGUGUAUUGAAGUUUAUGAGAAAAAUUCUACACCUGUCAGUGAGGAGACCCAGAUUCCAAUGGAUUGCCCAUGUCUUGAUCACCCUGAAACCUGUGAAUCUAUAAACAACUUUUGGCAAAAUUCAGAGACGAAAAUUAUAUUUGAGUCAGUGAGAGGCGGGGAUUCCCAAGAGAUUAAUGCAAGGGAAAAGAAUGUAGGGCAAAGUGAGGAAUUCAUGAGUGCUGGAUCAUUUCAGGAAGUGCAUCAUAUAGAUGAUUUAAAGGAAGUCCAUAUCAUAAAGUCAGAUGUCAUCCCAAAUGCAGUAUCAGUUCAUGGAAAAGAGGUAAAUCCAUCAAGUAAACACCUGAAACCUGAAGGGCUAGCAAGUAAGGCCUCAAAUUGUAUCGUUGCAAAUAAUGAUGUCACAACAAGCAUUCAACAUGCCAUAUGUGGUAACGAGGAGAAACAGUUGUCUGACCCACUGCUGUGUGUUUUAUAUAAGAGAAUCCAAUUCAAUCAGUUAUUUCUUACAGCUAGUCCAGUAGAACAACUUUCUGAUAAAUCUUACCUUAAACCAAGGAAUCUGGAAAAUCAUCUUGGCAACAUCUGCUUGUCUCCUCUAGAAAGUAUAAAACAGACAAACAAAAAAUAUAAACUCAGAGUUACAAUUAAAGCAGACAAUAUGAGUACUGGUUUUUUGGAGCAACAUAUUCUUUCAGAUAAAAUUCCUUUCACAAAAAGUCGUAAGAAGAAAGAAGAUCCAUCCAUUGUUCUUGAGGACAAGUCAGUGAACAGUAGCCCUGUCAGUGAAGUAAUUAACAAUGGAAAAGACAGUCAAAAUAUCGAAAAUUUGGAGCUUGUUUCGAGGGAUACAUCCAAUUAUGUCGUUGAAGCACAUACUACUGAAGGACACAAUGCUAGACUUGUUAAGAAGUUGGCAGAAAAAUAUAGGAAAAAGUCAGAACUAUCAUUUAUCAAGCAACAUGAUAAAACUAAAAACAAGACAGCUACUAAGCCCAUCUCUGAGAUUCUGCAGUCAGAUAGGUCAGACUCACUUGAGAGUUCUUUAAAGGACUCAAGCUACCCUGCACAACUGCCACAAGAGGACAUUGUGUUUUCCUCAUUCAGACCUGCAAGCACAGUUAGCACACUUAACACUUCUUGUUUCAUUAAAAAACAAGAAGAAUAUAAUUUUGCAAAUGACCUUGGCAGUACUGAGAAACAUGACAGUGUAUCGGUUGUUCACCCUACAAUACAAGAUAAGUCCAUGAUGGAUUGCACAACCAUCAAGCUGUGUGAAUGCAGGGCCUCAAGAACAUGCAACCUAAAAAAAGCAGUGACCUUAAAAAAGAUGAGAGGCGACAGGAAGCAAGCUGGUAAAGCUACACAGCAUCAAAGAAGGAAACCAAAAGGAAAGCGGCUUUUGUACAGAGCAAACAAUGUGCACUUGAUGCCUGCCUGGAAAAAUAAGAAAGUCUUGAGUAACAGUUUCAUGCUUUUUAAAUGCUUGCAAAUGGAGCAACGUAAGUGCCUUGGACGUUCAAGAAAAAUCAAAAGGAAUAACACAAGGAAAGGGUCUGUGAAACAAAAAGGCAAGAAAAGUAAUGUUUGGAACAAUUUAGGAACUUUUACCACUGCAGAAAAAAAUGGAGAGGUUACUGAAGACAAUAACAGUGAAAUGAAAAUGGCACUUGUGAAUUUGUUACCAAAACAAGCAGCAAAUAGCCCCCCUGAAUGCAUAUCUUUAAGUACAUCCGCAGAUCUGAAAGCACAAAAUAGUGAAGCUCAGUCAUUUGAAACUGACAAAGCUGAAAAAAGUGACAAGAUUUAUAACCCUAAGUUAUUCAAGAGCGCAGGCAAAACAGAGCACGAUAUAAAUGUGAAAUGUCAAGAUGAACACACAUCUCAGUGUAUUUCACUUCCAGUGUUUUCUUCCGGAGAUACAUCUGUUGCAUUACCAAAGGAGAGAAAGAAAGACAAUAUUUUGCAUGAACUUACUGAAAAACUGCCAGAAGAAUCGCAGAUUACGAUGCAUUUGUCAAAGACUUCAGAAGAAACAUUAAGCAAUAAUGUUACAGCCCUCAGCAAAGGUACCUUAUGGCUUAGUGAACCACAGCCAAAACUACCUAUGAGUUUGGAAGCAGAUCCAGUUAAAGCUACCAUUAGAAUGGAAAAAGAUAAAAAUUCACACAUGCAAGAACAUAUAGUUAAUAAUAUGUCAUCCAAGAUAAGACUCAUUACUAAAUUAAGGCACUACUUGCAAAAAACAGAUGCCUCCAAAAAUGUACUGCAGUCAAACAACUCAGAAGUUGUGGGAAAUAGCACAAAACCACCAAACUUAGAGACUGCUGAGAAAAUCAUCCGAGAUCUUACAACCCAACAACCUGAAUUUGAAAUUUGUGCUGGGAUGAAAUUACCUUACUGCAGACCUGAAGAUACUACCUUCACUUCUAAUACAAAGAAAGAAACUGCCUUUUUGGAUUCUUCUAACUUAACUCCAGUGGAAGAUAUCAUAACACCAUGUAAAUCUGAAGGCAAACUUUUCUCAAAGAAGACAACUAUAAGGGAGAAUAACAAAAACAUCCUGACGGGAAACAAGCAACAUGAGCAGACUCCUGUAGUUCUAGAGGAAGAGCAAAAUCAGAGUACAAUAGGCCCUUGUGAUGUAGUUGUGUCAGGGUCAGUAGGUAAUGAUAAUCAACAUUAUACACUUAAACUAAAUGAAAAGAAUCAACAGAUUGUUCAUUCUGAACAUAACACUAACAACUUGGUGGGUGUAGGUGUUAAAAAACCAGAUGUCUCCACAAAUCAACGUAAAAAUGAGCCAGCAUUUAACACUACUUCUUUUCAGAAAAAACACAAUGCAACUGAUAUUUCAGACACCCUAAGGGAAGCUGAUCGUUUGGCUUCCAAAGAAGAACUAACAAGUCUUAGAGACAGAUGUAAAGAGAUGCUCCAGUUCUUUAUCUCCACAUUUGAAAACGAUCAGAAUAUUGGUUUUGAUGAAGUUAUCAUCUCAAAGGAUCUCAUCUUAGACAAAUACUUAGAUCAUCCUCCAAAGGCAGUGGAUUUGAAAUAUGAAGCUCUGCACUCUUUCUUCGAACUACAAAUGAUGAUGGAGGCAAUGCAGUUUAUUGAGAACAAAAUCAGAUUCUUAAGUGGAGAACCAACAUUCAGGAGUUUGCUUUGGUAUGAUCAGACACUCAAUAGUGAGCUCUACAAAGGAAGGGUAAAAUAUCAUCUGCAGUCCUCCACGUAUGCUUCGGACCAAGAAAAUAUUUCCAGUAAAGGGAACAGAACGUUUCAACAGUACACGAGCGUAUUAAAUCAUCAACAUGCAAGAUUCACAGAGACCUCCUACUACAUGUAUCUCAAGAGCAGGAGAGAGAAAUUGGAGGUUGAGGCUGCCAUGAAAAAUAAUUUACAUUCUGGAAGCUUCAAUUUGUCCAUACCUUUGACUUGCAAUGUCAAUUUUGGAGACAAAUUAGAGAGUUUAGAAGUGCUCCAAAAACAUGUCAGCACUUUUACAGAUACUUAUUUUGCUCAUCUGCAAAGGAAUUGUGAUGCUGGAAUACCAGAACAUCUGUCCAUUUUGUGCAGAUUUCUUGAUGAGAAAAUAAAAUACUUGAAGACUUGCAAAGCAACAGACAGCCAGGUAGCUUGGUUUGGACUUGAACAGGUUUGCUAUAAUGCUUCCAAGAUCCUUGUUUGGAAGAGCUCAAAGGAAGCACAUGCUUUCAAAUCACUUGCAGUACUAAAGGAUGCAAUGCAAAAAUUGAUAGGAGGGCUGACUGAAACUGAAAUUUCAUCAUCAAAAUUAAAAAUACAAAAGGACACAGCAUCCCCCAAGAGGAGUAAAUCUCAUCAAUUCAUGAUGGGCAACAAAAAGAGAAGACAGAUCAAGCACUGUGAAAAUGUGAUUCUGACACGGGAUUUUAGCCAGAACAAAGGAUGGCAUGGGAAUCCUCUAGUACGGCAGAAUGAAGUUGUGAACCGCCCUACCAAAUGUAAAAACAACCUUGGAAAUCAGUUGCUGCCUGUGCCUUCUGGAGAUAAUGGAAAUGCCCAGCAUGAGACAUGGAACUGGGGAUCUUUUGAGGCAGAACUGGACAACAUACACAGUGCAUCAGCACAGUUUAUUUUCUGUGGUUUCAUUUUCUGCAACUAGUCGAGGAGAAUGGCGAGAAGAAGAAAGGGGAUUUAUUGGCGCACAAGGCAUGGCUGGUUUUCAGUAUCUCACCAAUAUUCUAGAAGGAUUUUUAAAAUAUGUUAGCUGUGUUCAAAAUGUUUACAGAAAAAUGACUAGUAAAUAAAUAGAGGUACGUGUCUAUUAUACUUUUGUAGUCACAAAACUAAAGGUGUGUACAAGUUGAAGAACAUAACUUUCGUAAUGAAUCGGUCCCAUCAUUAUUGCUGGUAAAAUACAGUCAGGAUUUUAACGUGGAACACUUUUUAGUAUUUUCUCCAACUCAUUGUUCUUUCUUUGCAUCAAUGUUUCAUUCUCCUGCAGUGUUUUCAGCACAGAAAUAGCAUGUGAUACCAUCUCAUGUGUAAAACUGAACAACACACCGAAUGAGAGGCUGUGGAUAUAUGUGGAUAUUUUUUUUCGGUUAAUUUUAAAGUUUUCUUAACUGUAAUGCUGUUUCAUGUUAGUUAAAGAUAAAAAUAAAACUGGUGUCCCACCAAA
This is a messenger RNA of Scleropages formosus (Asian bonytongue), 7128 nucleotides long. It is a transcript of the gene tex15, whose product is annotated as testis expressed 15, meiosis and synapsis associated. Lineage: Eukaryota; Metazoa; Chordata; Actinopteri; Osteoglossiformes; Osteoglossidae. Gene Ontology annotation, biological process: homologous chromosome pairing at meiosis; synaptonemal complex assembly; regulation of double-strand break repair via homologous recombination. The transcript has 10 exons. The record is from RefSeq and is a predicted model, not a curated record. Gene Ontology annotation, cellular component: nucleus. Bases 406 to 6609 code for a protein of 2067 amino acids.